ACGACAUAGUUUUGCGUAGCCUGUGCUCACAGCUCGAGCUCGGGUAUUUCCCCCCACUCAGAGUGAUCUUCUCAGCACACGCACUGAGAGCAACAUCAGGACCGGGCGGAGGAUGCGCGAAUGAUCACGCCGCACUGUAAACACAACUUACUGCGUGUACUGAGUGUCAUUGCAAUUAGAUUACUGUCGAAGGUUUUCCAGUGGGACGGGGGUAUGAUAAACCCCGGAUCCCCCGGACCGUUGUACUGUUCGUCAGGAUGCGAUCACUGAGUCGAUCGUGGGCCUCGCUGCUCACCGUGGUUUUCUUCAUCGCAACAGUCGCCGUCAACGCUGGAAUGGCAGUUGUGGGACAUUGUCCUCGGAGUCUGGACUGUGCUCGGGAGCGACGGCACUUCUGCCAGCCCGGCUCUUCACACUGUGGCCCAUGCCUAGACCCAUUUGUUGAGAACAAACAAGGGAAUUGUGUGGUCAGGAGACGAAAUCACCCUGCCAAGGUGAACCAUCUCCCAGAGCUGGAUGAAGAGAUAGACAUUCUCUCCUCCAUCAUCAGCAAACACAGAGAAUCAGAAAUUAUGCACUCAGCCCCCUCUCCAGCUGCUUCUAAAGUCACAGAAGACCAUUCCUUACCAAGCAGUCAGCACAGUUCAGAGCCUUCUCCUACCUCUGCUUCACCAAAACUUGUGACAAGUGUCCUGCCCACCUCCUCCUCAUCUACUACCAGCCCAUCCUCAAAUGCUCCAAUCAUCUCUGCGGUGCAGAGCGCCCCUUUUAUCGUACCGUACCCCUCUGAGGACCACUCCUUCAUUAUAUUUUUAGGUGUGUUUCUUAUGAUGGGCUCUGUAGCAAUGGUCUUGACCGGGAUGUGUUGGGUCAGAAUGCAGAGAGGAAAUUGUCUGUCCCAGAAGGUUGAUUUUCCUGCUUUUGGGUUGAUAGGUCCCCAUUCUUAUGAUGGUGUCAUGCCUGGAGAUAAGACACUUGCCCAGAGUGCCCAGAUGUACCACUUUCAGCUUCAGAAGCAGCAAAUGAUGUCACUCAAACAAAGGAAGGAGUCCAAGAUUCUGGAGUCAGGAGCCACUUCAGAUGAGGAAAAUGAAGAUGGAGACUUCACUGUGUAUGAAUGCCCUGGACUCGCCCCAACUGGUGAGAUGGAAGUGAAGAAUCCACUGUUUGAUGACUCCACCUUUCAUCUUCACCUGCAGAGAUGUUACAACUAAACAUCACACCAGCAUGAUCACCGCAUACACAAACACGCAUGAACACAUGAUUCACAUGUGCGCUUGCCCCAUCUGAUCCAUUUAGGUGUCUGUAGCCAUGCAGUGAAGGUUGUGAAGGCCCUCUGCACUUAUAUCAUGGUCUUUUUGGACAUUUUAGGGCAGUUUGUCCUAGCAUUUUCCACUCUCUCUGUUACCUUUUUAGAAUUGAGGUGGAAAUUCUUGUACAGCUGUGCAAGAAACAGGUGAAAGUGGCAUUGCAGACUCCAUCCAUGAGUUGAAACACAAUAUUCCUUAACAUUGACAACUUUGUUAACCUGUUGAUUCACACUCAAAGAAACAUAUAUACACUGAAUUGUGCAUGAUGGCUCAUGCAUUUUUCUAUGAAACAAGAUUCCUUUCUAAGAACCAGAACACUGAGAUGUAGUACAUUUCAGUUCAACUGCAGAUAUGUAAAAACAUUUACUGCAUGGAUCGUUGACUUAGAGUCACAACACCCACCCUGUAUUGUAUGUCCAUGCAGUGUCUGUCCGUAUUUCCUUAAGCCUUCUGGGCCAUCCAGUUUGAUGGUACUCUCUGCUAUAAACAUGCAUCAGGGGACUGAUUGUCCCUACGCUCACAAUGCGUGAACAGGUCAAUGUACUUGAUACCAGCUCAAGACACAUUUGAUAUCAGGUCAUUGCUCAGUUCUUAAUAUGACAUGACUUAAUCUGUACUAUAUUGUGAAUACUGUGCAAUGAAAAGGAAACCUAUUUAUAGAAUUAAUUGUGUAGAGAUAUCUUGCCUGCAAACACCAGUCAUAUAUUCAGAACUAACAUGAACUAUGAAUAUUUUCAUUUGCAUUACAAUAGCAACAUAAAUGAUGAUUACCAUAUUUUCUGUUUUCUUUUACCAAAUUUGUCUGUGACUGUAUUUUGUAAAAUACCAAUGGUGAUUUUAAUAAAAGAAAAUUAUGAUUGUGCUCACAUAAAUAGCUCUAAAUUAUAUUAUGUAGCCUCUGAAUAAUCAGAAUGGUCCUACUAUGCAUGAUUUGAAACUGUUUAAUAAUGAAGAGAGUCUAUGUGCAUUUCUGUUUCACACAAAUGAUUUUACAAAAACAAAUAUGAACUGUAACCUGCCGACGUGUAUCAUAGAAAUUAUUGUUGGAACAUUUUUUUUAUCAAUCCCAGCAAAAAACAGACAAUUGGACCUGAUUUGCAAUUUAUAUAUAACUGUUAUAGUGAAUGAAGCAGACCAGUAUUCACCAAUCUUUCAGUAACUUGUACAAAGACUCUGGACUCUGCACUAAACCCCUUAUUGCUGUCGGUGAUAUGAUAUAGAUUCAUUUUGGAGCAUUCAUUGCUCGCUGCUGUUUCUCAGGAAACCUGCCAACAGUAGCCAGUGUCUGUGCAGCACUUUCUCUAAUUAUGGGGGAUCCCUUCAGGUUCCUCUGAAUGUUGUACCUUUGAAUAUUCCAGUUAAACAUUGUGACAGUGUUGUCGGUCUCUCAAUGUGGCGUUGAUGCAGAGCUCGAAGACUGUAAAAUUAGAAAUGUGCCUAAGUAAGCCAACCCAUCCUCCAAAAACUGUAGAGUUCGGCCUGCUCAGUUAGACAGUCAUUGUGGGGAUACCAUCUCUGCUAUUCUUCUGUAUGACCUUCAAUUUUCAAAAUAAACCGAGUCGACAUAUAUGCUUGUCAUCAAUAGAGCCCACUAAACCUUUUUUGACAACUGAGAUUGCCUGACAUGCAUGUAAAGAUGGAAUAUAUUCUGUAACGAGGAUGAAAUAAAUAUUUAU
Molecule: messenger RNA, 2986 nt
Organism: Xyrauchen texanus (razorback sucker)
Lineage: Eukaryota; Metazoa; Chordata; Actinopteri; Cypriniformes; Catostomidae
Product: neural proliferation differentiation and control protein 1-like
Exons: 9
Coding region: 258-1214 (318 amino acids)
Cellular component (GO): membrane
Source: RefSeq, a predicted model, not a curated record